This is a messenger RNA of Linum trigynum, 1065 nucleotides long. The record is from the annotation of a GenBank genome assembly. Lineage: Eukaryota; Viridiplantae; Streptophyta; Magnoliopsida; Malpighiales; Linaceae.
GACUCUGGAGCCCGUUACAAUUUUUGUUCCUGUAAUCGUGUCGAAUUGGGCCAGCCGAAGACGCAAUCCAACUUCGUGUAGUUGAAACUGGGCCGGGAAAAUUAACGAAAGACACCAAAAAACAAAAGUAGCUGAAUAGAGAGCUCGAAAACCUUGGGGAUCAAAUCGGUAAGGAAAGUUUUCCUCAAACAGCUCUAAUCUAAAACGCCUACUGUUUUACUGCCAUUGUUGUUAUUCCGUGUGAGUGAGAGUCCAUCCUCUCUCUAGAAUCUUCUCUCGGCCAAGUCACAGGACGCGGAGCUGAUCGUCGACGACGACCGAUGGCCGAUGAUUUUGAGUUCUCCACUCCAUCGUUCGACCGCAUGGGAAAGAAUGUGGAAGCUAAAGGACUGAACCCUGGAUUGAUAGUGUUGCUGGUUAUCGGCAGCAUCGUCCUGGCGUUCCUUAUUGGGAAUUACGCGCUCUACGUGUAUGCACAGAAGACCCUGCCUCCCAAGAAGAAGAAGCCAGUCUCCAAGAAGAAGAUGAAGAGGGAAAGGCUGAAGCAAGGCGUCUCUGCCCCGGGAGAGUGACUGAAAUUCACCCGAAGCCAGCUGUUUAAUGUCUGAGUUACUAGUUUGACUAGUUUCUACUGUUGAAGUUCUCAAGUCUGUCAUUUCUCCUCCUCACCCCCUUUUGCUAGAACUCUAGACUCCAGAGAUCAUAACCAGAAACCAUCCAGUGUUUGGAUUGAGAUGAGGUUAGAAACUAAACCGCGGUUUUAUGUUGAAAGUUGAAACUACAGUUAAUUAGUGUUGUUGUGUGAUUGUCGCUCUUCCCAUUCUCCCAAAUUUUCAAAGUAUUAUGAACAACUGACGUCACAUAGCCACCAUCUCGGUUCGCUGGACUUACUUUUUACUGUUUUCCUUCUAAUGUAUGUAAUGUACUCAUUUAGAACAGUCCGUAUUAGGCAUUAAAUUAUCACCUACUCAGUCAAAUAUGAGAGCUAAGAUUAGGGAUAGUAAUCAAACUCACCACCGUGGGUAAUCGAGCGCCCCCUCGAUUCAAUUAACGUGAGGAAUCCUU